AAUCGAACAUUAUGGGGUUCUACAACCCGAAUCCCCUUCCCACAUCAUCGAUAAUUCUCCAUUGAUCAAAAACCCUAGAAAUGCUAGCACUUCGCAAGCUCUCGACCCUAAAAUCAUCAAGAUUUCUCUCUUCUCUCGCUAUUCAAAACCCUAUCUGCAGUUCCUUAACCAUCCUAGAUGUUCCCAGUUGCACCAACUACGAUGAACGCAUCAACAAAGCUGGCCGUGAAGGAGAUUUCACCACUGUCCACCAACUUCUUAACAAGCGCGCGCGCGAUGGCUUCUUCAACACCAACAAUACGUUCAAGUUCAUUUCCACCACUAAUGUGUCCAUACUCGAUGAUCUAUUGGAAAUUAUAGCUCGGUUAGAUAAUGGUUUCCCGAGAAAGAGCUCCUACGACUGUCUCAUUGCACGUCUCUCGAAGAUGCACUGCAUUUCGGAGGCUAUGCGUGUUGCCAAAGCUAUGGUGAGCAAAGGUCACGAAGUGAACAAUGUCACAUUUCAUCCCAUAGUUAAUGCUCUGACGAAGAAGGAGGAAUUCGAAGAAGCCUGGCGGGUGGUGGCGGUGAUGAAAUCCUGCGGAAUUUCUCCUGAUUUGACGACGUAUAAUUUUCUGCUGACAGGUUAUUGUUUUGCCGGAGAUGUGGCAUCAGCUGCUGGUGUUCUAGCAAAGAUAGAGGAGGAGGAGCUGGGGGCGGAUACGAGGACUUACGACGCCCUGGUUUUAGGCGCCUGUAGAGCGGGGAAACUGGAUGCUGCUUUGGCAGUGGUGAGGAGGAUGCUAGAUGACGGAGUUCCGCCAUUGUAUUGCACACACGCCCAUAUUAUCCGAGCAUUUUUGAAGUAUAAUUAUUAUGAACAGGCGGUAGAGUUUGUUAGGAGCUAUGCAGGAAGAGACGCCAAAUUGGAUGCAGAAAAUUUUGGAAUACUGGCCACCAGAUUGAUCACUCGGAGUAAAUUGGAGGAAGCUAAGAAACUGGUUAAAGAGAUGAGUGAAAGGAGAUUGGUAAUGGGUCCGAGAUUGAAAGAUUUCUAUGAAUUGUACGUUAGAUCUGAUGGUUUGAGAUAAUUAUUGAGCAUGAAUGCAGCAUUUUUGAAAUGUAAAGACUUGGUUUUGUUGGAUUUUAGUAUUUAAAAGAAAAUUUCAUGGAUCAUUCAUUCAUUGACAUA
This is a messenger RNA of Solanum pennellii, 1171 nucleotides long. RefSeq names its product pentatricopeptide repeat-containing protein At3g56030, mitochondrial. NCBI's taxonomy places the organism in Eukaryota, Viridiplantae, Streptophyta, Magnoliopsida, Solanales, Solanaceae. Gene Ontology annotation, molecular function: protein binding. Gene Ontology annotation, biological process: RNA splicing. The coding region runs from base 81 to 1070 and encodes 329 amino acids. The record is from RefSeq and is a predicted model, not a curated record. The transcript has a single exon.